Molecule: messenger RNA, 1489 nt
Organism: Contarinia nasturtii (swede midge)
Lineage: Eukaryota; Metazoa; Arthropoda; Insecta; Diptera; Cecidomyiidae
Product: sugar transporter ERD6-like 4
Exons: 8
Coding region: 49-1416 (455 amino acids)
Biological process (GO): transmembrane transport
Cellular component (GO): membrane
Molecular function (GO): transmembrane transporter activity
Source: RefSeq, a predicted model, not a curated record
CAGCCCGAAGAAUUUCUUAAUCAUUCAUUUGGAGACAUCACAAUCAAAAUGUUGCCCAGAGGCUUCCACAUCCAUUUACAAUUUUUUAGUACAAUAUUUGGAAAUUUACUGAAUUUAACGUAUGGAUUGACAAUAGGCUGGAUUUGUAUUUACGGAAAUAAAUUUCACACGGAUUCAAAUCCACUGCAAGUGCCAUCACUCAAUUCGAUUGAAUUAAAAUGGAUCGAUUUAUCACUUUAUAUUGGCGCUUUGAUUGGAACUGUAUUUCUAACAAUAGCCGGUGACGUAUUUGGAAGAAAAUAUACACUAGUCGUUUUAAUUGUUCCCCAAGCGUCUGCCUUUUUGCUAAAAAUGCUCGCAACAAAUGCAACUGAAUUGUACAUCGGACGAUUUUUAUCCGGUUUUACAGCAGGAGGUUCAAUCAAUUUGAUAGUUUUAUAUGUUGCUGAAUUGGCCGAUGACAAAUUUCGUGGGCGGCUCAAUUCCAUUUUACCGUUUUCAAUUACUCUUGGUACAUUAAUCAUUUUCACAUCGGAUAUGUUUCUAUCAUUUUUCAAAAUUGCUUCAAUAUCUCUCGUUAUACUGACGCUGUUUUUGUGUACAUACACAUUCUUCCCGGAUACUCCACGCCAGCUUUAUAAAAUUCGCCGAAAGGAGCAAGCCAUUCAAUCACUUCAAAUCUAUCGCGAUAUCAGAGAUCUGGAAUUUCAAACUGAUGACUGCUAUCUGAUAGAAGUGAAGAAACUUCGACGUAUUUUGAAAAAGGAAAGAGGUUGCACCUUCGAGAAAAACGGAAGAGCUACAACAAAAUCAUUCAUAAUAAGCAUUGCCUUAAUUAUGUUGAACGUAUAUGUAAAUUGGUUUGUACAAUUCCAUCUAACGUGGCAUCCAUUGUUAGACACUAAAAUAUUAGGUGUUGGAACUUUUCGCAUUGUAAUUGCAGCUUGUCAAUUAUCAGGUUCUUUGCUUUGCUUAUUGCUUGUUGAUUUCAUUGAAAGAAAGCUUUUAUUAUUGGUAUCAAUUUUUGGAAUCACAUUAUCUCACAUAAUUUAUGUGAUUUUUGUUAACUCAAGAGAUCAGACUACGUUGCCCAUUCUUUUCGUUGCAAUAGCUGCAUUCAGUCUACACUUUGGAGUGUAUCCACUAACAUUUGUACUCAUUCCAGAAAUAAUCCAAGAAAAAAUUCGAAUAUAUGGAAUCACUUUUAUGUCCUGUUUGAUGUGGUUGCUGAUGCUUUCUUUUUCAUGCGUAGAAUGGACUAUUUUCAACCUAUUAAACAAUGACACUUACGUCGGUUUGAUCAUUCCAAUUAUAUUCAACAUAAUUUGUUUUGUAAUAUUUUCGAUCUAUGUGCCGCCAACGAAGAAGAAAUCUUACCACGAAAUAUUUACCCAUUUGAAUUUGGGGGUGGAAUAAUUUUGCGCUGACUAAAAAAUUGCAAAUGUAAAAAUUCAUUUAAUUUAACUGGCUGCAUUUAGUUAAAACAUAA